ACUAUGUCGGGGAAACUGAAGCAAAAGAGAUUAAUUCUACUGUCCCAAAGAACAGCCCAAAAGCGGAAAAGUGAGUUGAGCAAGAGAAAGAAAAUGUCAGAUCAUGCCCGAGCCAGGUUGAUGAAACAUAACAACAGAAGCAGCACCCCUCCUCUGCACUUACUAUGCCAACUUACCGCAAGAAAUAAAGGAACCAACUCACUUCAGAGAAGGUGCCCUGCACUUUGCAACGUCUGAAACCCUCUCUCAGAGGCACUGCUGAAAGAGCCAUGGAGGAGCAGAGGAGGCCCAGGAAGCUGGGCUCAAGCCGACGAAAGCAGCUGCGAGAUGUGUUCGGUGGUGCAAAGACACCCUCGAUCCCGGAGGAGGAGCCGUUCCCACCUGAAAUAAUGGAAAAGAUUCAGGAAUUCUUCCAGGAAUGCGACAAAGACCAGAAAGGUUUCAUCACACGUGCCGACAUGCAGAAACUGAAGAAGGAGGAUUUCCCAUGCAGCGCAGAGGAGCUGGAGCUGGUCUUUGAUGGUCUCGAUACCAACAGGAAUGGAUAUUUAACUACGGAAGAAUUCACCACAGGGCUCAAACAGUUCCUGAGCUUGCAGACCACAACAAGGCAGCACAGGAGGAGGAAGACAGCUUCCAGGAGGGUGUACAUGUCCCCCAUGGACUACUCCUUGGAGGAAGCAGACAGCGAGGAAAGAAAAUGCUUCAGAGCGUUCAUGGACCAACUGGGAGCAGAAAAUAUCUUUGAAGAUCAGUCAGAGAUUUGGAGGCUGUGGGUGAAGCUCCGUCAAGACGAGCCUCACCUGUUGGGGAACUUGGAGGAGUUCUUGGCCACAAUGACGCACCGGAUCAAGGAAGCUCAGAGGGAAAAGGUGACGUUGGAGCUGACCUUGAACAAACGGGUCACUGAUCACAACCGGGAGGUGCAGAAGCUGUAUGAGGAAAUGGAACAGCAAAUAAACCGGGAGAAGCAGCGCCUGCAGCAUGAGAGUAAAGCAAGAAGUCACCUGCACACCACGGAGGUGCAGAGAGCACUAGACGUUGUGGAUGGGGAAGUGCAGCGCUUGCUGGUGGUUCAAAGUGAGCUCGAGACCCAGUUCCACAGCCUCAGCACCAAGCAGCAUGCUGCCACCAGCGAGAACCAGAGGCUAAAAGAAAACAACCAGGACCUGGAGAACCAGCUGCAGCAAAUUCACAUUCAGCUCCAGGAGACCCAAGGGCAUCUGGGUGCUAUGAGGGGCAGGGUAUCUCAGCCCCACGACAAGGAAGAGAGAGACAAACCAUUGGCUGAGGCGACCUGUGAGAUCCCUCCGCCUUCCCAGGAAACUUUGAACAAGGAUAAAAUGUUCUGCUCUGAAAUGUAUAUUAGACUUGGAUCCCAGCAGAGCGAUGAUACACCAGACAGCUCCCGUCAGCCGGUCCCGUACGGUAUUUCAUUUGGUCCUGAAGCUGAUUUGGGACAGAGGACAAGAGUGAUCUCCAUAGAAGAAGACCCCUUCCCAGAGUUUAUGAAAAAGGGAGAGGCAUUCUUCCAGCAGGAACUUUCAGGCCAAAGCUCUUUGCUCAGUGAACUGAAUGAUGCAAUAGCAGCUCUGAACAAGGUGUCUGAACCACAAGUACCAGGGACAGAUGACCUACUGCAUGGGGAUGCUUCUUUACAGCCAGCCAGACAAGGUGGGGAUUCUGAGCAAAGAAUCAAGCAGGUCAGAGAUUCAGAGCAUCAGGUGCUCUCAAGAAAUGACAAUGAACCUAAGGCCCUGCCUGAGGCACUUUCAGUCCUUUCGACCAGUCAGGCUACAUCCCAAAGAGAGGCUCUUAAACAGGGACCAACUCAAGCAGAACCUCACACACAGGAGGUGAAGCAGGCUUGGGCUUCUGAGCCAGCAACGCAUGAUCUGGCUCAAAAACUCACAAAGAAAGAGGUUGUUUAUGCAGAGGUACAGCCCCCUGCUGUUUCAGAGCCAGCAAUGCAAACCACCAUUCACAAGCAGAACCCGCCAGAGGGAGGUGUUCUCCUGCCAGGUGUAUCGCAGCCUGGCAUUACAGAGCAGGCAGAUGAAAUUCAGAAGUGGGUGUCAAUGAAGAGAGAUGUGGUCCUUGCAGAUGUGUGGUCACCUGCUGUUUCUGAGCAGGCACUGCUGAAGGAAAAGCCUCCAGAAAUGAAAGUGCCAGAGAAGAUAUUUGAGCAGAGAGAGACACCAAAACAGGAGACACCACCAACUUAUUUCCCUCAUGUGGGAGCCCUGCACAAGGCAGGUGUAGAAAAUGAACAAGGAGAAGCCCUUCUCAGAGCUAGCCAGCUGGGGGAUACACUCCAGGCCAAGAUGCAGCCCCAAAGCACUGGGAAACCAGAAGCAACACGGGCAGAAGAAACAAGAGGAGACAUGGAUAUUUUUCAACAAGAGGAUAAGCAAAUUAGCAGUUUGAAAGUGAACGAGGAUGCAAUCCCCAAACUGGGAGGCCAGGGAUACCAAGCUAAUGUGACACCAGAGCAGCCAGGAGGAGCUGCUAAAGGCACCACAGAGACCUGCCCUGAUCCAGACCAUCUUUAUAAUGUGUUGUUUGUGGGGGACUCAAAUGUUGGCAAAACAUCGUUUCUGUACCGGUUACACGAGGAUUCCUUCAACCCAAACCUAACUGCUACUGUAGGAAUGGAUUAUCGGGUCAAAAACCUUUUUGUGGACAACAAGUGCUUUGCUCUACGCCUGUGGGACACGGCUGGCCAAGAAAGGUACCAUAGCAUCACCAAGCAGUUCUUCCGAAAAGCUGACGGAGUGGUGUUGAUGUAUGAUGUCACUUCAGAAUAUUCCUUCGCGGACGUGCGGUACUGGCUGAAUUGUAUCCAGGAAGGAGCAGGAGAUGGCGUUGUCAUCCUUCUACUUGGUAACAAAACAGACUGUGCCGCAGAAAGACAGGUAUCUACUGAAGAGGGUGGACGCUUGGCUAAGGAGUGUGAGCUCUUGUUUUAUGAAUGCAGUGCUGCGUCAGGCGACAAAGUCUCUGAAUCCAUGAUUGACUUCGCCAGAUCACUGAAAGCUCACGAAGACAGAUUAAAAACUGAGGUGAUGGAGGUACCAGCGCCACCAAAGAAGAAAAGAGGUUGUUGCAGAUGACCGAGAAACUCGGUGCUUUGAUCAAAAAAUACAGCCUGAAAGCAUAAGAAUGGCCCUCUCUUAACCUUCAUCUCUGCUCCUCCUGUCUGACUUUACUGAUUCCCCUU
Gopherus flavomarginatus (Mexican gopher tortoise) is the source of this 3220-nucleotide messenger RNA. It is a transcript of the gene RAB44, whose product is annotated as RAB44, member RAS oncogene family. Lineage: Eukaryota; Metazoa; Chordata; Testudines; Testudinidae. The transcript is spliced from 17 exons. The coding region runs from base 270 to 3113 and encodes 947 amino acids. The record is from RefSeq and is a predicted model, not a curated record. Gene Ontology annotation, molecular function: GTPase activity; GTP binding; calcium ion binding.